Schistosoma guineensis is the source of this 675-nucleotide messenger RNA. NCBI's taxonomy places the organism in Eukaryota, Metazoa, Platyhelminthes, Trematoda, Strigeidida, Schistosomatidae. The record is from the annotation of a GenBank genome assembly.
AUGAUAUUAUUAUCACAAAUACAAAAGUAUUGGAACAUAUUAUUUAUUCUAUUCAAUAUACUACUUAUUUUAUUUGAUUUAGCAUUAUUAAUAUUACCUUUCAGAAUAUUAACUAUCCUAUCGAAUUAUAAUAUAAUUUUAGAUUUUUUUAAACCAAUUCUAUAUCCAGUGAUUAUUUGUAGUGGAUUUCUUGGUUUAUUAAGUAUAUUCAUUGGAUUUAUUGGGAUAUGGAAGAAGAAAAAUAUCUUGAUUUGCAUGCAUAUUAUUGGAUUGAUUAUUGCAACAAUUAUUGAAAUUUCUAUAUCGAUUAGUUCAAGUGUAUCAAAUAAUCAAUAUUUUAAACCAGCAAAUCAAUCCUUAUGGAAUUCUUUACAAUAUUAUCAGAAACAUCCAAUUUAUGAAAAUCAAUUUGAGAAUUUACAAAAAGAUUUUGAAUGUUGUGGUGUUAGAUCAUCAAAAGAUUAUGCUAAACUUGUAGAUUAUUUACCAUUUACUUGUGAAAAAGGAAAUGCAAUUCAUCUAAAAGGUUGUGCUGAAGCAUUAUAUGAAUAUAUAGAACAGUCUAUUAUGAUAAUAAUAUAUAUAUGCAUUGCAUUCGCUAUUAUUAAAGCAAUCUAUUUGGCUAUUUCAAUUCUUGUUUAUCGUAAAUCGGAUAAGAAUAAUUUAUCUAUAUAG